This is a messenger RNA of Manis javanica (Malayan pangolin), 2895 nucleotides long. RefSeq names its product AGBL carboxypeptidase 4 (gene AGBL4). Gene Ontology annotation, molecular function: zinc ion binding; metallocarboxypeptidase activity. Gene Ontology annotation, biological process: proteolysis. NCBI's taxonomy places the organism in Eukaryota, Metazoa, Chordata, Mammalia, Pholidota, Manidae. The record is from RefSeq and is a predicted model, not a curated record.
CCGCCCGUUGCCCUGGCAACCGUCGCGCCGCGUCUUCCUGAGCCAGCUCUUGUAAGCCGCCUGAUCCCAGCGCCGGCUCCCCACGGCCCCGCGGUUUUCGCGUGGGCUCAGAGGCGGAGGGACAACAAAAAAUGGCGGAGCGGAGCCAGACGGCGCCUGAGGCAGGCAAUGAUAUGGGAAAUGAUGAUGCCAUCGGAGGGAAUAUGAGCAAAUAUAUGGUGCUUCCAGCUGGAUACUGUGGACAGCCCAAGAAAGGACAUCUUAUCUUUGAUGCUUGCUUUGAAAGUGGUAACCUUGGACGAGUGGCCCAGGUCUCUGAGUUUGAGUAUGAUUUGUUCGUUAGGCCGGAUACCUGUAAUCCACGCUUCCGAGUCUGGUUCAACUUUACUGUUGAAAACGUGAAAGAAUCACAGAGAGUCAUUUUCAACAUUGUUAACUUCAGCAAAACCAAGAGCCUUUAUAGAGAUGGGAUGGCCCCUGUGGUGAAAUCCACCAGCAGACCAAAAUGGCAAAGGCUGCCACCUAAAAAUGUUUACUACUACCGCUGCCCAGACCAUAGCAAGCAUUAUGUGAUGUCCUUUGCAUUUUGUUUUGACCGAGAAGAAGAUAUUUACCAGUUUGCUUACUGCUACCCAUAUACGUACACUCGCUUUCAGCAUUAUCUUGAAAGCCUGCAAAAGAGAAACAUGGAUUACUUCUUUCGGGAACAGCUGGGUCAGAGCGUGCAACAGCGGCAGCUUGAUCUCCUGACAAUAACCAGCCCUGACAACCUUCGGGAAGGGGCAGAGAAGAAGGUGGUAUUCAUCACAGGACGAGUCCACCCAGGGGAAACACCCUCUUCGUUUGUAUGCCAAGGGAUCAUUGACUUCCUCAUAAGUCAGCACCCGAUUGCCCGGGUCCUACGGGAACACCUGGUCUUCAAGAUUGCCCCAAUGCUCAACCCUGAUGGUGUCUACCUGGGCAAUUACAGGUGCUCUCUCAUGGGGUUUGAUCUGAACCGUCACUGGCUGGAUCCCUCUCCAUGGGCCCACCCUACCCUGCAUGGGGUGAAACAGCUCAUCGUCCAGAUGUACAACGACCCAAAAACAAGUCUGGAGUUUUACAUUGACAUCCACGCCCACUCCACCAUGAUGAAUGGCUUCAUGUACGGCAACAUCUUCGAAGAUGAGGAGAAGUUCCAGAGGCAGGCUGUUUUCCCCAAGCUCCUCUGCCAGAACGCUGAGGACUUCUCCUAUUCCAGCACAUCCUUCAACCGGGAUGCCGUGAAGGCUGGAACUGGCCGUCGCUUCCUUGGUGGGCUCCUGGACCACACUUCCUACUGCUAUACCCUAGAAGUCUCCUUCUACAGCUACAUCAUCGGGGGCACCACAGCUGCUGUGCCCUACACUGAGGAAGCCUAUAUGAAGCUGGGAAGGAACGUAGCAAGAACGUUUUUGGAUUAUUAUCGGCUGAACCCCCUGGUUGAGAAAAUGGCAGUACCCACACUGAGGCUGCGGAAAGAAAAACCCCCUCCUUACAAGUACCCACUCCUGCGGGGCCCAGCCAGCAACUACCCCAACUGCAAAGGGGACAAGAAGAACUCAGUGAACCACAAAGACCCUUCAAACUCUUUUUAAGUAGGUGAGGUCCAGGGAGGUCUUGUGGACACAGGAGCAUGCAUUCUCUGCUGGGGCAUGAAAUUAAUUACCCUUCUCUAGUUUCCAAGAUAAGGGAUGUGGGACAGUGAAUAAGCGAGUGAAAGGGAAGAAAAAAAUGAGAAAUUUCAUCAUUGAUUUUCCCUUUUGCCGAUGGAAAAUCAAUUGUGAGCCUUCACCUCAAGGUUUAGGAAUAAAAUAGGAGACUCAAGCUGGGCGAGUAGAGUUGUUAUUUUCCACAACAUAGAGCUCUUCACAGGAAGAGGAAAACCUACACAUCCCUUUUGAGAGGUUUGACAGGUCUCAGGUCAGUGCCUCCAAAGCCCCUUUACCUUUUAAAGUUGGAUAAUUACUACAGAUGGUUACCUUUUAGAGUAGACUGUGGUUGUUUACAAUUUUAGAAAUGCAGUGUCCAUGUUUGCUGAUCCAGAACAACAUCAAGAACACAUAUAACCCAGAGACAAAUGUACUGUUGGGAACAGUGGGACAGAAUUUUUUGAAAUCACAGUGGUCUUAAGACAUAUAGUCACUCUAUCUAUGAGCUGCAUGCUUUCUGACUCCCCCAGUUCCCAGCAUGCAGCUUCAGAAAACCAUUCUGCAUGCUGGGGAGUUUAAUUGAAGCUUCAGCUCCAAAGGCAAGAAGUAUUGGUCACUCAUUCCAAAAGGUUUGUCCUAGUUAGGCUCUCCAGAUCCCGGUGUCAGGGGUCAGAUUAGGCUAUGAGGUGGGCAUGGAUAAUCUGCAGGGGGGGAAGGCUGACGGCUGGAAGGGGAGGUGCAGAAGACAGAAGGAGGCGCCCCGAGGCGGGGGGAUGAUAAAAUAAAGCAAUAGCAGCAGCGAUUCCCAAGGUGGGGAAGUUAAUAUUGUGCAUUCUUCUAAAGAGUAAAGUGCCUUUAUAUGAUGAAUGGAUCCAGGGGAGUCUGUUCCCUUCCUGUCUGUGAAGCAGCAGGCUGAGUCACCAUGACAGCCUGCUAAUUAAAAUGACCUCCCAGAAAUGAGGAUUAUGAGAUAGGGAGAGGAAGGGAGGCUCAGGGGAGAUAGGGCCUUUAGCACAGAGCUCCAGUUAAGCAUUCUUUUGCUUUGGGUUGGAGAUGUUUGAAGUUUGUUACAGAAAUCGAGAGCAAAGCUUACUCUUUUGCUUACUGGUUUUCAGAAAUGAUAACAAAGAACCAUAUGUUUGUUGGCUACAAAUGUUAUGUUGUAUAUACAGCUCCUCCUCUGGGAUCUGUUGCCCAGAGGAACAUAAAUAAAGUGGUUUAUGCA